This is a messenger RNA of Gadus macrocephalus (Pacific cod), 4071 nucleotides long. It is a transcript of the gene lbh, whose product is annotated as LBH regulator of WNT signaling pathway. Gene Ontology annotation, biological process: positive regulation of DNA-templated transcription. The record is from RefSeq and is a predicted model, not a curated record. The coding region runs from base 2107 to 2409 and encodes 100 amino acids. Gene Ontology annotation, cellular component: nucleus. The transcript is spliced from 3 exons. NCBI's taxonomy places the organism in Eukaryota, Metazoa, Chordata, Actinopteri, Gadiformes, Gadidae.
CGUAAAUUGAGAAUUAUAUUCUGAGCACUUCAUGGGUGAGAUUGACGUGUUCAAUUGAACGCUUACAUCGCCAGGAAAUCAAUAGGCUUACAUAAGCAGCAUUUGGAUGUGUUCGUUACUAAAUAGGUCUCCAUUAUAUUUUUGUUUUUGUUUUAGCCGACUAUCCUCAGGAAGCCUAUUGCACUUGUUAAUGUAGCUGUAAAUUAUAAUUAUUGAACUAACUUAUUUACAGUGUGUGUGUGUGUGUGUGUGUGUGUGUGUGUGUGUGUGUGUGUGUGUGUGUGUGUGUGUGUGUGUGUGUGUGUGUGUGUGUGUGCGCUCUACCAGGAAGUGUACUGUAACCACACUUUUGUUCUUGACUCUACAUUCAGUACUUGCUUGCUUCGGCUGUGGUGCAGUUGUUGCAUGAAAAAAAUGGUUUCCUCUCCAAAAAUUUCCAUAUCUAUUACCUAUUGGUCUUACCAAUUCCAGCUCACUCUUGGGGGGUCUGGCCCGUCCCAUCCCUCUCCUGGACCCCACAAGAUGCCGUGCGACUUGGGCGUCGGACAGCUCUGUGUUGGGGUGGCAUGGAAUGCAGUGAGCAGUCUGGCGGGCUCCGAGUUUAGAUUGAUAGCAGAAGCGGAGAACGGGUGUCGGCAGUAGGGGUUGGGUAAAUAACUUUAAUAAUUCACAAGGUAAUAUCCCAUCGUGCGCAAUGGGUUAGGCUGCUGCUGCACCUUUCAACUUGGACCACGUCAGCUGCAGCAGCAGCACCACCACUGCAGCCACUGGAGAGUUCACCCAGGCCCAUUGAGGGUUCAGGUGAUGGGUCUUCCUGGAGUGACUCACUUGGGUUUGCCUGCUUUGUAUCCUUGAUUGGCAGUCUAUGAGGAAAUGGUUUCAUUCAAGGCUCAUCUCUCCAUGGUAGACGAAGGUAUUAAGGACAGGAUGGUUAUGUGGCUAGGGUGUGUGUCUCCAAACACCUACAGUCGAAGGGUACCAAGUUCGGUCCCCAAUGUAUGCAGCCUAACCUGUAGGCAUCCCGCAAGAAGCCCAAAACCCUGCCUCCUUCAUCACAUGUAUCAAACAUGAUGAAAGUUGCUUUAGCUGACUCUACUAAAUAGUACAAUCUGAUGGUAGGACUAAAUGGCACGCACAGCAUGAGAAAUGUAGGCCUAUAACGGAAUUUAAUUUGAUGCAUUGGAGUUCCUUCCUGUGACGAAUCUACAAUUGUGGUGACUGCAGCCAAACACAGGAUAUCUUUGCUUGAAUUAGUCUCAGUGUCGGUGGUGAUUCAGUGGUAGUUGGAUAUUUCCACUCUCUUAAUCAAGUCCGUUUUCUCUCCUGGGGUCCAUGUGACUUGAAAGGACUCAUGCUUGAAAUGUUCAUGGCAUUUAUGAAUUCCUAUUCUAAUGUCUACAUUACUGCUGCUCAGUUGGAUUUGGGCUGUUUUUCUUGUGUGUUGUGUAUUGCUUUAAACUGUUGGCUGGCCGUCUCGUCUACAGAGUUGGCUGCUGAAUACAUGAGAUCUGGUGUAAGGGAUCUGAGCAUCUCGAGUAAUGGGCUUUGAGAAGAUCUGUCUCGAUGACGCUCACACUAAAAGUAGGCAGCUGCAGCCUGAAUGAGGUUUAUCUGGUGCAGAAAAUAGAAACGGCCAGCAAUUAGUCUCUGUUCCCAACUGUUGGGUUAAAACCCAAACAAGAAAAUCAAUCCAUUGAUCCUGAUACACUAAUGUCCUGUGAUUCAUUGAGGUCGACCAAUCAUAGAGGACCUUUUUGGAUGGGACGUUGGCUGAGUGUAUGUGUGUUUGUGGCCCCGCCCUCCACUUCCACCUCAUUGUGCCCCUUUAUGUUUUAUUGGGCCAAUGUUCUGUUAUUCUAAGCUGAGCAGGAUGUUUAUAUGAUCCUUACGGAGAAAUAUGACUGGCAAGGUCUGACUGUUUAUCUUCCUUCCCUCCCUUUCCCCUGCUGCUCUCCACGACUUGAGGUCACCCCUGACUGAAACCCCCCUCUGCAUGUGACCCUAAACCCUCCACCCCCAUCUCUAGGAUGUAAUGAGCUCAGGAUCAUUCUGCGUGCGUCUCUCUAACUAGUGGAGCAGAGCAUAGUGUUUCUGCCCACCAAAGACAUGACCGAGGUGAUGAUCAACAGCACACCAAUGGACGACAUGAGGCUCAGUCCGAGCAAGGACAGGCUCACCUUCCAGAUCUUCCCGGACCCCUCAGACUUUGAUCGCUGCUGCAAGCUGAAGGACCGCCUGCCCUCUAUAGUGGUGGAGCCGACCGAGGGGGAGGUGGAGAGUGGAGAACUGCGCUGGCCCCCAGAAGAGUUCCUUGUCAGUGAAGAGGAGGAGGAAGAUGAUGAGGAGGAGGAGGAGCAGCAGAAUGGCAGUAUUCAAAAUGGACAGCCGAUGCAGAAUUCUGAGCAUUAAACGCAGAUUUUUCUGUUUUUGCUGCAUUUGUUCACCCAAACCUAUUCCAUCCAUCUCUCUUCAACCUGCUCCCACCCCAAUUACCCACACUGGCUGUACUGCACUUGGCAGACACAAUGGCAGGCACAUAUUAAUGUCUAUUGACGCCAUCUUCCUCUGACACCAAAGCAUCACUUCCACAAGAGAGGCAAUACAUACACAUUCUCACGUAUACUUUUUUACAAUUUCAAAAAAAUGUCUUUCUUAGGACUUGUGAACCACCCAUUCCGGCUUGGGGAAAGACCAGAGACAUGGGGUUGUAAACUAGAUUUUUAUACCAUGGUACCCUGCUUGUCUGGACCCAAAACGGAUGCCGUGUUUGCCGGUGGCAGAGCUAGGCUCCAAAGAUGGAGUUGCACUGCUGGUGUCCGUGACGGUGUCCAUUCUUUCCUUUCCAUGGCUGGUGUCAUGACCCUAGAGACUGUCAUUGUCCCAUGACGUUGUUGCUGUGGUACCUGUGGGGACUGUUGUCUGAAGUACAAUGUCUAGUUUCUCCUUUGAAACUUUUUUUUUUUAUUGUGAGUACCAUUGCUGUCUGCAGCUCUUGGUUUGUGUAAGUUGUUAAUCGGGGGAGAUGUUUCCAAACUCGUCACUAUUUUGUAAUCUAACUGUUGAAAGAUCCUUAUCGAUGACACAUGGUGAAAGGCUUGCCAUAUGGCUCCUGUGCAAAGCGGACUGCAAAGUAUUUACAUGCAGAGAAGGAGUACGGACUGUAAACCAGCUUUUCAAUGGGCAACAUGUUAUGUGCGGAUAUGAUUAACGAGGUCAAGAACUGAGGUGUACGAUUGCAGUUGACGGGCUCAUGUGUACACUGUCGUUAGGCUUUAGUGAGGUUAAGGCUUCAGCUGACCAACCUGGGGUAGUUGGUCACAAGUUUAACACGGGCCCAGUUAGAUAUAUAUGUAUAUAGCCUCAUGGAGCCCAGCCUAGAAGCCUUGUAGUGUUUUGAUAUAUCCUUUGUGUUCCUAUCGCAUUGAACUUAUUGUUUUUCUUUUCUUUCUCUUUUGAAGGGGGUGGGGGGAAUGACAGGGAAAGGACUUCUCUAGUGUGUGUUGACCAUUGUAGCUUUCUUUUAAGUCUUCCUGAUUUCAAGUCUGCCAUUAUGUUUAACGCGACAACACAACAGAUGGUGUACAUCAACGCUGAUGCUGUCACUAUCUUGAGGAAAUGUCCAAUACACUGGUCCCAACGUUUCACAAAAUGAUGUCAAGGGUGAAGGACCCGCUAGUCUGAUGUAUGAAGUCCUUUUAUUUGUCAUUCGGUUUGAGGCAUGCAAAUGAUUUGCCUCUAUGCAAUUGAAAUGUAUGGGUGCCUCCACUGUUUUGUACACCCAACCAUUUGGAACACUUGUUUUUUUCAUGUUAAUGUUUUUGAGAAGUCGUGACUUAUGUACACGUCUUUUGAGCAAUGUGGAGUUACUAUAUUUUCUACUUUAUUCCUUUUGAAUGGCAUUAGAGCUGUGUACAGGGAAAUUGCUGUCCCUUGGCCCCAUGUUUUUAUAAAGCUCAGGGAGAAUUGGCCGCCAUCUUUUUGUUUGUGUGUCUGUGUGUGAGCGUGUGUAUUUAGACCACUUUCUCUGUGAUGAAUACAGAAGUUGUAAAUAAACAUGAAUUUGCUUUAAAA